This is a messenger RNA of Trypanosoma conorhini, 4527 nucleotides long. RefSeq names its product putative DNA-directed RNA polymerase III largest subunit. Gene Ontology annotation, cellular component: GATOR1 complex. Gene Ontology annotation, biological process: negative regulation of TORC1 signaling; positive regulation of autophagy. Gene Ontology annotation, molecular function: GTPase activator activity. Bases 1 to 4527 code for a protein of 1508 amino acids. The transcript has a single exon. The record is from RefSeq and is a predicted model, not a curated record. Lineage: Eukaryota; Euglenozoa; Kinetoplastea; Trypanosomatida; Trypanosomatidae.
AUGGAGCUUAGCGAGAGGCACCGCUGCGCGCACGCAGGCCAUUCGGGGCGCACGUCCGCUGCGGACAUGCAGUGUGUGGGGCUGCGUCGCAGGCCGCGCCACGCGGCGGCAGAGGGGGCCGCGGGGCAAAACGACACUCCGGUGACUGUCGUAUUCCGCGCCCACACGGACAGCGUUGCCGCGGCGCCGUUUCUCUACUGUCCAAAAAACUACAACCGCCCCAUGCCGAGCGAGGGGGAGGGAUUCACGGAAGCCAUUAUUGAAAUUUGUUUUCCCGGCGACGCGCACGUCGUCAGCAGCGGUGGUGACGGCAGGGGUGCGGGCAGUUGUCCCCGCCAGCCCGGCAAGGAGGGGCACGCGACGUCGUCAGCGGCCACACCGACGAUGCCCAGCCCGAUGGACGCGGCGCAUCGGGUGCCCGCCUCGCUUGCGCCAGCGGGAGCGGCAUUGACGGAGGCUGCACAUGCGGUUUCGUUUGCGGGCGGCACCGCGACACAGUCGAGCGCAUCACGGCGGCAGCCGCAAUCACAGCCGCCACAGCCACAGGCAGGCCUUUGCACGUCAUCUGCGGCUGUGGCCUCUUCCAGGCAUGACAGCUGGGUCUGCCGUGCGUAUUGCUUUGGCGAGAAGGACGCGGCGCACGCGAAUGGCGCAAUCAGCGUCCACCAGUCGUUGGCGAACAAAAGUCCGUUUAUCAACGACAUCGCAAAGGGCAAGGCACUGGCGCGUGUGGUGCCAACCUACGACGAGGUGCGGGAGCGGUUCGGCUUAUCGCACGUGGAGUUGUCUUUUGAGAACCAGUUCGUGUCACGCGCCGACAUGUUUCUGAUAUCGGAGGCGCUGCGGGACCGCAUUCUGUACGCGGGCGAGGAGGUGGCGCUGUGCGGGUUCAGGAUGAGGGUGAAUGAGAUGCUCCGCGUCCUGCAGCCGGCGGCGGAGAGCCCCGUCGCGGGGGCGUUGCCGCAGUGCGACAACGUCAAGAGCAGCGGCAGCUGCCGCCCGGCGCCGCCGGACGCGGAUGGCGAGCACAAGGCGGUUGACCCCGCCUGGGCGGCAGCGAAGGCGUCCGGGGCGCAGCGCGCCUCCGCCCAAUCGCACACCCCGCUCCCCCAGCAGCCGCAGCAAGACGAAAAGAAGGAGCGUCGCUACCGUCGCGUGCAGAGCGGGCUCGUGACAAGCGAGACGUUGGUGAAUUUUCGCUCCCUCUCCGCCGUGCACCACGUCAUUAUUGAGAUAUCCAAGGAGAUGUGGGACCCCACGGUGGACGGCCGUAUCACGCUCUCGUGGGUCAUGAAAAACUUUCUUAGGGAGUACUUGACGCAGCAGCUGCAGCGGCACAAGGCCUCCCUCCUCAUUCACGUCUUGAUGGUGGGGCGGCUCUACCCACAGUACGCCAUCAGGGGACACGUCGACGUCCAUCACGCGAUGACGAUCACGCACGACUAUCGCUCCCCUUCGCUUGUGGAGGAGGUGGAGCUUCAGUGCGAGGUGUUUCUUCGUCGCGUGCUGCACGAGGUCAAGGCCAACUUAAGAGAGCAGGCGGGGGACGCGUUGCCUGCCUCUCGUGCGGCGGCUUCCACCGUCGCCACCGCGGGGCUCGCCGAGGCGCUGACGGAGCAGCACCUCUUUGUUCACGCCAAAAACAGCUGCACGAUGGCGUCCAUAAACCUUGUGCUUGAGAACUGCAUCCAGCGGCAGUGGGAUGCGAACACGGGCUACCUCAUCAGUGUCAUCUCUGCCGGAAAAGGGCUCUAUCAAGUCACCAAUGACCUACUGCAAGUCACCUGCACACGCCUCUACGACCUUGGGAUUGAGAAGGUCAACAUUAUUUGUAUGGGCCGCCCACCGCUGCACACCACACCGCUGCUGGAGUACUUAUCGGAGGACAAAACGCUUCGCCCGCAGUACCACCUGCGCGUGGACGAGGGCAAUCGCCGCUUCUACGAGAGACCGGAGUGGGCACGCUGCUUUUUCUACCACCCUGCUGCGGACGCCACCUCGUGCGGUCGCAUGGCGUUUGAGCUUCUCACAAGGGAGGAGUGGAUGCAGCGGCAUCGUGCGAUGCAGGGGGGCACCGAUCACUUUGUUCCGGGACUGGGGUUGCCAAUGGCGCCACUGGAGGACGUUUUAUUGCCAGUGAUGGCGACGGAGCAAGUGGGACAGGUCUUCCGCAGCGCCUCGCGGGCGUCGGACUUGGACGCGCUCCUCACCCCGAAGUUUACUUCCGCACAGCCAGCCCCGCUAGAGGGCGGCGGGGCACACAGCCGCCCGUUACCUCCUACUUGUUCUUCUGACACGCCCGUCACGGCGCAUCCGCGUUCGCGUCUCGCUGGAACGCGUACCGAGCACGAAGGCGCGAUGCGAGGGGAGAAGCUUGCUCUGCCGCGGAGACCCGGCGCACUGCACCUGGAGGGGGAUGCGAAGACGUGCACCACGCCUAGGCAAGGCGGUCGGCCGUUCCUCCUAGCGAGAUGGUACUGCCACCACGGCUGCGGGGUGGGUCGGCAGCAGGCGCCGAGUCGCGAAUGCAUGUACAGUGUCAUCAUCAACAGCACUCAGGAGAAUGCCGGGGAUGGACGCGCAAGACACGGCGGGCUGGAGCUGGAAGCGGCCGGCGUCGUCCCCUGCGGGUUGAACAUUCUCGAUAGCGAUCUGCAGAGCGGGUACGUGUUCCUCAGGCUUUGCAUUGAUGCGUCUGUCGCGCCGCGGGUGCGGUGGUCGCCAAAAAUUCUCACCGACGCGGACGUGUGGGCCGUGCUGAUGGGUGCCUUCUCGGGCGAGGACAACCGCCUCUCCGAGGAGGAGCAGACGCACUUCGUCUCCCACCUGCGGGCGGUGGACAUCUUUUGCCGCGCCUUCUCCGCCAUCAUGGCGGACGGACUCACGUUGAUCUUGGCGUCGCGCAGCAGCACGGUGACGUUCGCGACGCCGGAGGAAAUCAUCUUCACAUAUCGCCCAGCCCUGUUUGAGGCUGACGACGACCUCGCCCCGUUUUCAAUGACCGUCGCCCACGUGCAGAUACGCAACAGCGUGUUGUUUGCCAUCAAACCCACAGGCCCCUACCGGCCGGCGACGGAGACGGAGACGGCGGCAGCGGCCUCGCACAACAUCACCACCGAUGUGCUGCUGCGUCGACGUUGGCAGUUUGCCCACCCCGAGUUGCCGUCCCCCGCGGCGCAGCAGUCCCCAUGGACGGCGCUGUGCCACUGCAAAAUUCUCCCCAUCUAUGGGACCAAGUCACCCUAUCAGCGCGACUGCUUUUUUGGUAUCCCUACCCAUCAGUAUUCUGUCUCGAUUCGGGAGAGUAUGCAGCUGUUGGAGUACGUCCUGCAACGGCUGCACCAGCAGUACCAGAUCGUCGUGGUUGGCGCCUCCCUGGCAGGGAUACAGUGGCCGCGGGAGGAGCCCACACGGAAUGCGCGGCUGGAUUUGUCCAUUGGGCAUCAGGUUCACGAGUUAAAGAUUGGUGAGGCGGGACAGAGCAUCUCUGUGACGCGCAUGCUACACAGCGGCAUGUACAGCAACGCCUCUGUGACCCACGCGAUAUCCUACUCCUACCUCCUCCUUAACUAUCUGCGGCCUGGCUUCAGCGUCCGCAGGCUUCGGCUGGAGACGCAGAUUGGGGAACAGGCCGGUUUCCGAUGGGAGAGUCUCGACUCCUACCUCCGCGACCGUCACCGCCCGGGGGUUUUCCUCCCGCGCAACCCGGAGUGGUCGUUGCGGGAGGGCAAGUUUUGCCUCGCCUUGCUGCGAGACGCCUUUGACGCCCCACCCGUCUCCUACGAGGAGUUCGCCAUGUUUAUCAACCACCGCUUCUGCGCACACUUCACGAUGAAAGGGACCGCGGCGGGGGAGGAGGAUAGUUCCGCUCUGACGACCAACAUUCCGGACACGAUGGACUGGCCGGACGCCAUGCCUACCCGCACCGUCACGCUCAACCACGAGAACCCACUGACGCUCAAGCCGCACUGCCUGUUGGACCACAAGACAGGGCGCACGCUCUGCCUGGAGGCGCCCACCAGGAAUCGCAUGCUCUCCACGGAGGUGCGAAUACCGGCAACCUACAGUCCCAGGUGCCACUGCCUACUAGAGCUGUCUUGGUUGGUUUGCAUCACACCGAUAAUUUCAGAUUGGAUAAAUUCGAUUUUUGCCGGUGCUGCGCGCUUCCGGUUGCGGGCGGUGCCUCUCCCUUGCCCUUGUCCGACUGUGAAGAGCGGUUUCUUCGUGGUCAGAUACACAGUUCGGGCUCGGAAUAGCGAGGAGGAGCCACUUUUUCGCCGGCGUUUGCUUAGUCUCCUAACGAAUAGCACAUACCGAUACUUCCCCGACGUAACCGUAAUGAAUCGCAAUUGCCGACUGCUGCACUUUAGCGGUCUGUGCUACGUGACCUCGCAGUCGGAGGGGACGGUGGUGGCGCGCUGGUUUGAAAACCCGAUGCUGCGUACUGGGCAGCCGGAGCACCAGCAGCUGCUGCGUGCGUUCGCCCAGGCAGUGCAACUUGUGCGUUCUGAGGUGGAAUCGCCUUGA